GGGAUAUAGUCAAAACAGAAAGUGAGAUGGCUCAACAUUCAUAAAUCUGUGAAGGCGUGGUGAGCGAGCGAGCCAUCUGAAACGGAGGGCCGAAUGAAAUGGCCGAAGCUUUAUGGAAGGACUCGAGUGAUGCAAAGCUGCAAAUGAGUGACUGCCGUGAGCCCAGGUGUCUCCCGAGGGCUGUGCUUGGCCUGCCCCUCUCGUCCACGAAUGGCAAGCAAAAGCAACGCAGAGGAUAAUCGGUCCUCAACAUGAACUCUCGGGGUUUGCUCGAGGGUUUAUCUGACAUUUCAGAAACCCGCCACCACAGCUCCGCGAGUCGUCGUUCGACAUUGGUCGAUCCGAAUUCUUCGACUCGUCCGCCCCUGAAUUGCACAAUCUGUGCUCUCGAGAGAACGAACAGAGGAGUCGAGCGUAGAGAAUUGUAGAUUCCGGAGGUUCAGAACGAGACAAAUCGAGCUCCAUCAUCCCACAGAAUGGACUGCUGUCUCUGUUCGCGAGAGGACUAGAGAAUCGUGCGAUUCUCUAGUCGAUACCGAAGGACUGCUGUCCGGAUCAGAUCAGGCGACAAGAUGCAGGCGUUCAGCAUUUUACCGAUGAAAAGCGCGACGAAGCUGAGAGCGGUGGCCAUCGCGAAAGCCGGUCUGUCCACGACGACAGCAGCACCGGACCAUGUGGGCUUCGUGCAAAAUGUGGCCGGGCUCGAGCCGCAGCCCUACUUGGAUUCGCUUCUCAGCGUUCUGCAGGCCAAGGGAGAGAAAGUCGUCUCUCCAUACGAGCGCAAGGGUUUGAUGCCCCUCGCCAUCCCUCUCUCGGAGAAUCCGCAGGACGGAUCUGUCACUGCCCUCUUGAGAUGGCCGACUCCCGCCGAGGGCAUGGCCAUUCCUGUGGUGACCUGCCACAAACACGGAGUGACUCUGCUCGCCAAGAGCAUGGCGGAGUACAUUCACCGGCUCUUGGUGGAAGAGGAUUGCAACAGCAAUGGUGCCGAGGACAAAUUCUUCUCGGGAGCUGGCGAGUUGGGCCAGAAGCUCUACAGGCGCGGCGAUUUUGGAUCUUCAGGCUCGCCGGGAGUGGAUGUGUACUUGAUGAAGAAUGUGGGGAAAUUCCCCGAUGUCUUUGAGAGAUUGGCGUUGAAUCAUCUGGGAAAAGGGGACGCCAUCUCCGCUCUGGUGACAGGAGAGUUUUAUGCGAGCAGGAAGCAUUUCCCGGGUUUCGGAAGGCCAUUUGUAUUCAAUGCCGAGCUUCUGCUCAAAGCUGGCAGGAAGUUAGAGUCGAAGGACGCCGCCAAAAUUGCUCUGAAGUCGCCGUGGUGGACACUCGGAUCCAGCUACGACAAAGUGGCCGAGAUGGCAGGCUGGGGAGACGAGCAAGUGGAAUUUAUGAGAGAGAGGGUAACAGAAGAAGGGCGGAAGGAGGAUCUGAACAAGGGGAAGAUCCCUGCCCAGAUUGCUCUGGAUCAGGCCGCGUUUUUGCUAGACCUCGCUGCAGUAGAUGGCAGCUGGGAUGACACCAGGGAGCAGCUCGCCUCCUUCUACAGAGAGGCCGAAAUGGAGGACGUUGCCAACUUCAUUAUGACAACUUCAUCGUGAGCACUGCCCUCGGCGUUAGCCUCUCGGAUCCGAACACUUUGGUACAUAAAAUACAAAUUUCUGCUCUGAAUUUAGUACCUGCACACGUUUAGCCGUACUGGUGAUGUAUUGAUGAUGUAUUCUUGCUCUCAACUGUUGCACCGACCAAAAUUAUUUCCAUGUUCUGCUGUAAAUUCAAUUUGUUGGCACGGUGCUGUAAGUUUCUCCAUUACGAACAGCCUCAGAAAUGCUGUCGAGAAAUUGUUCACUGCUGGCCAGUCGGAUCUGCUGCGCACCUUGUGAGUUAUGCAAUGAGGUCUGUUCUACUCUAGGCGGGCUUAUACUGUCGAUCAGAGAAGGGUUUUUCGUGCUGCAUGACGGAGCUGGCGGUUAUGCGCGAUUGCAACGAUGUGAAUGCCCGACUACCAGGCUUAUUGUUGGCCGAGCUUGAAGUUGCCAGUCGUCAGGUCCCCGGAGAACUCGUAGAAGAGGACGAUCUCGACCAACGGCAAUAAUUGCUUCCUUCUUACGAUCAAUUCCCAAAAGUCUGACCGCAAAUCUCUGAAUAUUGAGACUGCAUUUGCCGCUUAACUCAGUAGCAGUCUUUCAUGUCCCCGAAGUCGGCGGGGAUCGACUUAAAAGCAGCACUGGGAAGAGGCGGAUGUGCGCGGUUCUGGACCCAUUCACGUGCAGUGCUCAGAAAAGGUCGGCAUGGAAACUUAUAGUACCACUACUAUCAAUUCCCAGAGACACACGUCUUAGUCCAGCACCAAGUGCUUGUCUCUGGUAGUACGAAGAACAUGGCACUGGAAAAGCUCCAACGUCAAACGCAGCAUUAACUUCCUUAUGCCCUUUCCACCAGAAGAGUCUUGGUUGAAUAUGUACGGUGUACCAUUAGAUCCUCUCGGAGACAAUUAAUGGUUUGAUGGGUGGAAGGAUAAAACAAACUCAACGGGAAAGUGGUCAGAUAUGAAUCCCGGCUCGUCUCUCUCACGUUCCCUGGCUGUUGGAAAAAGGCAUGUGUUUAUCUCCGGCCGAAGGCGAAAAGGAUACCAGCUAGAGAAGAUACCACACUCGCUCACGUUUAUCACCGAAAAAAAUUCGCAGCCGUGUACAGUCGGAGCAGGUUCUUCACUGAUCUCAAUUAUCGGUAUCUGGACUAAAGCCUUGAAAAUGGGUAGAGUACCGCUGGUAGAUUCUCAUUCGCCUGGAAUGAGAACCUUCUUCUUCGCCGUAUCACAGCGUGUUCUUCCUAUAGACAUACAUCGUUUGCAAGUUUCACUAGUGACUGCAAUGGGUUUGGUCGUUGUUGCCAAACACACAGCGAGGGAUCCUCACAUGGACAGGCAUCAGAGGAUGACAAAACCUCGUCCGAUUGCAAGCAGGCCCUGUCCUUAAAUCUGUAGCCUCGCUAUACUCAUCAUGCUGCACGUCAUAUAGUCCGAGUGACGGCAGACACACCCCCAAGAAAGCACUUAACCGCGUGUGGUCACACGAAGCAGCCAAUUCUCACCGGUAACAACCUCAUCACGAAGUAGCAUCUCUCUCUAGAGCAGGAAUACAUAUUCUGCCCGUGGCGGUGUGAGUUCCGUGCUUGAAAAUCGACUUGAACUCUCUUCAGUAUAUUGUUUCAGGAGUAUGAUCUAGCUUUGGUCCGGAUGACAAGUGUAAGCCAGGAAGACAGUAAAUAUAGAUAAAAUGAUGAUGUGAUCCUAAUGAGCUGCAUGAUCCAGAACCUUGAAUACAGUUCGCUAUCUCGUGCACCUUGUGCAGUUCUGCAUUAUAAUCGCCUUGCAGAUUCACACAGACGUCUGAAACUGUGUAUUGAUCUAGUCUUCAACAUACAGUUCGCUGCUCGGC
This is a messenger RNA of Marchantia polymorpha subsp. ruderalis, 3431 nucleotides long. The record is from the annotation of a GenBank genome assembly. Lineage: Eukaryota; Viridiplantae; Streptophyta; Marchantiopsida; Marchantiales; Marchantiaceae.